Messenger RNA from Pseudoliparis swirei, 3887 nucleotides. Its product is annotated as vasoactive intestinal polypeptide receptor-like. The record is from RefSeq and is a predicted model, not a curated record. Lineage: Eukaryota; Metazoa; Chordata; Actinopteri; Perciformes; Liparidae. The transcript has 13 exons. Gene Ontology annotation, molecular function: peptide hormone binding; vasoactive intestinal polypeptide receptor activity; G protein-coupled peptide receptor activity. The coding region runs from base 1073 to 2335 and encodes 420 amino acids. Gene Ontology annotation, cellular component: plasma membrane. Gene Ontology annotation, biological process: adenylate cyclase-modulating G protein-coupled receptor signaling pathway; cell surface receptor signaling pathway.
ACCUGCGCAGGAUUACCACUCCUUCACUUGUUUUUGUUUGAUAUCAUCUUAAAAUCUUCUCGUCUUUCUUUUCUUCUUCUUCAAAGCCUCGACUACACGGACAUGUUGCUCGCGGCUCCCAGCCGCGUGCUCAUCCUUCUCUCCUGCGCGCUGCUGCAACCCCCAGGGGUUCCCUCUGCUUUGUGUGUCAACACCCUCAGGCAAAAAACAUUUUGAAAUGACAUUUGGCACGUCGGCCAGACUGAGCGUGUUUUCAGUGACAUUUACGUGUUUUCAUGCCGCGGCUGACCUCUUUCCACCACCAUGGUUCACCGGGAGAAGUCACAAAGUCUCCCAACAGCGGUGACCUCCUCUGUCGGCCUCUGUACCCUCCGGCCUCCACAGCCUCCUCACCCCCCACUGUCUCCUGCAGAGGAUAAUGUGUGAUUCAUGCUGGAACUUGGAGAUCAAGAGCCCUCAGGAGAGUUGUUUCAGUGCCGCUGUGUCUAAACAUGAAGCGAAGGAAGAUACGGGUUGUUAGUGUUGGAGGUGGAGAGUGGAAACGAUGAUCAUCCGAUGAUGGAGCGCGGGAAGUUUUCUCCUGAUACUCCAACAUACACUGCUUAAAGCAGCGCUGAUCCAUCACUGACAGCACAUUCUCAGAUCCUAGUGCAGAGGUGCCCCCUGGGCGAAGUAUGGAGUCAUAUGGCUAAUAAUAGCCCCGUAUACCAGUCUGAUUAAUGCCCACAAAGAGGAGACUUAUAAGAGCCAAUACAUCAUGUGGCCCCGCACAUUCUCUGGAGGUGAACCCUUGUGGAUUCAGCUUCGAAGUUGAACCCGUCUUCCAAAAUCCCCUCCCAUGCAAAUAUGAGGGAAUGCGAUGGUUUAAUGACAGUCAAAAGAUUGAUGUAGUGUCCGCCGUGUGUGCCGGGGUGGAGAGAUUAAUGGUGGCCCGGGUCGGGCUGGAGCUCGGCUCAUAACGUGUCACGAAUAGACAAACGACCGGAGCGUAUCGAGGUGCCACUGUGCAGAGGUAUGCAGAUGAAGGUGUGUGAAAUGUUCCCCUCUGCAGGCGUGUUCAGUGCACAGCCAGAUGUGUGACAUGGUGAAGGAGAUAGACAAGGAGAGGGACCUGUGUGAGGCUCAGAUUGAGAACAAGACGACAGGUUGCAACGGAACGUGGGACAAGAUCACCUGCUGGCCGAGUGCUGAUGUUGGAGAGGUGGUCACCAUCCCCUGCCCAAAAUACCUCUUCUACUUCUCCGGGGGCGUUUCCACAAGUAACCUGUCAAAGUCCUGCACUGAGGGUGGCUGGACCCCAAUCAGCAUCAACUCUUACAUAAUGGACUGCGGAUACAAUCCCAACAACACCGUGGAUGAUAAUACGUCGGGAGAGUUCUUCGACGCUAUCAAAGGGGGUUACACCAUCGGUCACAGCGUGUCCCUCAUUUCUCUGUCGAUCGCCAUCAUCAUUCUGUGUCUCUUCCGGAAGCUGCACUGCACAAGGAAUUACAUCCACAUGCACCUGUUUGUGUCUUUCAUGCUGAAAGCGGUGGCCGUUUUCAUCAAGGACGUGGUUCUGUAUGACAUCGGGGAGACAGACAAUUGCCAGUCACCUGUGGGCUGCAAGGCAGUGGUGGUCUUCUUCCAGUACGGGGUCAUGGCGAGUUACUUCUGGUUGCUGGUGGAGGGCCUCUAUCUCCACACUCUGUUAGCCGUUUCCUUCUUCUCUGAGAGGAAGUACUUCUGGUGGUACAUCCUGAUCGGUUGGGGCGCUCCAGCCAUCUUUAUCUCAGCAUGGGGGAUCACAAAGGCUUAUUUAAAUGAUCCUGGAUGCUGGGAGAUAAUCAACGACAGCCCGUGGUGGAUCAUCAAAACACCUAUUCUGGUCACCAUACUCGUGAACUGCUUCCUCUUCAUCUGUAUAAUCCGAAUUUUACGACAGAAGAUGAAUUGCCCCGACAUCGGAAGAAAGGAAUCCAAUCACUAUUCGAGGCUGGUUAAAUCCACUCUGCUGUUGAUACCACUGUUUGGCAUAAACUACAUCAUUUUCGCCUUCAUCCCAGACCACAUCCACCCACACGUGAGGAUGGUGUUUGACCUCAUUCUGGGGUCAUUUCAGGGUUUUGUCGUUGCAGUCUUGUACUGCUUCCUGAACGGCGAGGUACAGGCGGAGAUUAAGCGUAAGUGGCGCAGAUGGAUGCUGCAGAGGUUCCUGGGCGCGGACAACAAGUACCAGCAGCCCUCCAUCGGCAGCAACGCCAACAACUUCAGCACCCAGAUCACCAUGUUGACCAAAUGCAGCCCCGGCACCCGCCGGGCGUCGGAGUGCCAGGAGCACCUCUCGGCCAUCUGAAGCACAUGGGCGCUUCACACCCCCCCCCCGCUGUUUUCUAUCAUCUGGGUCGUGUAUUGUACGCACACUCGAUGCUGCAUUUGCAGUCAAUAUUGGUUACUGGAGGUUAAUGUGACAUUUUAGUACUGACGCUAAUAUUUGUUCAUUGUUAUCCAUAACCUUUGAAAGAAAAAAGAAAGACAAGCGACCAGUGUUUUUUCCUUGCAAGGGGCGGGAAGAGCGUCUGGAAACUGUUUAGAAAAUGGGUUGAAUGAUUUCCUUAAAAAGGGAAGAAUUGAUUUCCUUAAACGGAGCAUUUCAUACAGGCGAACAGAUAGGUUUGUACUCAACCCUCCAACUGGCUAGCUGUAAGAAAAUCAGUGCUCAGAUUAUCAUAAACAGAGUCUUUCAUCACGUGGAGGCGAAGACCUUCAUGGCCACUAUGUGAAUUAAAGUGCAAUGGAGCUCGUGGCCAGCGUUUUCCAAUCUGAUGAUCUCACUCAACCUAAUGGCCCGUGUUGCUAAGGGGUCCAACGGUAACGACGCUAAUGCCAGUCGUCACAGAGGAGGACCGACGUCCGGGACGCCCGUCUCCUGGCAGGGACAGUUUUACACGGGGGGGGGGGGGCAUACACUCUGAUGAAUUGCCGCCGGAUAACAUUCCAGAGGAGCGUCUAAAGAUCCCGCUUGUGAAACAUAGCUCAGAUUACAAAGGCUUUUAGUUUUGUCUGAGUGCACAGGCACUCCAAAGACUCUCCUUUUUUUUUUUUUUACUGCUUCAGCCACUAAUGGACCAGAUGUGUUCCAUUAUUAGUCCACAAUACACGACAUGUGAGUAAAUAUGUGGCCACAUUGCUUCACUCCCGUUGCCGUGGAUUUGCACGGACAAUUAAUCCCACUGCAUUGCAUUGUGAGCUUUUUCUAUUCUGAUCUUUUCUAUGCUCACGGAUUUUAAUAAAUGUGAAUAUUGUUAUUGUGCCACACGGUUUAAUGCCAGCUGCAUGUCUGUUGAUGCUUUGGUCCGGGAGGAAAUAUCUGACUAAAAGGAUGUAUUUACAUGAGAUCCUGUAAAGACAUUUAUUGUCCCCAGAGGAGGAUUCUUAAUGACUUUUAUGAUCUUCUGAUUUAUUAAUCUAGCACCACCAACUGCUCAAAGUUUCCAUCAUCAACAAGAUGGCUUGUUUUGUUUUAUUUGACAGACAUUCAUUAACUUCAGUCAAUAGAUUUCUGACUAGUGACUGCACAACUAACAACAUUCUCAUCAGCCUCUGCUGCACUCGGAGUAUCGUACUUAUUAACAGGCUGAACUAAGAAUGUGAACAUGUUGUCAUCGUGAACACGUUGGCAGGAAACUCAAAGAGAUUGAUCUAUUAUCUAGUUAGCUAAGUUCAAUGACACCAUGCAUGAGAGUUGUUAUUCUCUGUUGAAUACUGUGUAGUGCUCAGGUGUACCGAGUGUACUGUAACUGGAAAUCGAUGUUUACAUUUAAACGUUCCUAACUCGUCUCUGAUUUGUACAUUGUGUGUGAAUACUGUGUGUCUUGUACAGGAUGAAUAAAACCAUUUGCACUGUG